This is a messenger RNA of Salarias fasciatus (jewelled blenny), 1120 nucleotides long. RefSeq names its product somatostatin receptor type 2-like. The transcript has a single exon. The record is from RefSeq and is a predicted model, not a curated record. Lineage: Eukaryota; Metazoa; Chordata; Actinopteri; Blenniiformes; Blenniidae. Bases 8 to 1120 code for a protein of 370 amino acids. Gene Ontology annotation, cellular component: neuron projection; plasma membrane. Gene Ontology annotation, biological process: cellular response to estradiol stimulus; cellular response to glucocorticoid stimulus; neuropeptide signaling pathway. Gene Ontology annotation, molecular function: neuropeptide binding; somatostatin receptor activity.
AGGUACCAUGGACUCCUGGGUCUUCCCGUCGUCCCCUCCGAACCUGUCGGAGCACCUCAUGUACGACGGCUUCGCGCAGGCCAACGAGUCCGGCGUCCAGGGGAACUACACGGACCACUUCUUCAACAGGACCAGCACGGUCGUCAUCACCUGCAUGUACUUCCUGGUCUGCACGGUGGGGCUGUGCGGGAACGCCCUGGUCAUCUACGUCAUCCUGCGCUACGCCAAGAUGAAGACGGUCACCAACAUCUACAUCCUCAACCUGGCGGUGGCCGACGUGCUCUUCAUGCUGGGCCUCCCGUUCAUCGCCAUCCAGCUGGCGCUGGUCAACUGGCCGUUCGGACCCGUGCUCUGCCGGGUGGUGAUGACGGUCGACUCGCUCAAUCAGUUCACGUCCAUCUUUUGCCUGAUGGUCAUGAGCAUCGACCGGUACCUGGCCGUGGUGCAUCCCAUCAAGUCCACCAAGUGGAGAAAGCCCCGCAUGGCCAAGACGAUCAACCUGGCGGUGUGGGGCAUUUCGCUGAUGGUCAAUCUCCCCAUUGUCAUCUACAGCGGUGUGAUUACAAAACCCGACGGCUGCUUCUGCACCAUCGUGUGGCCCGAGCCUCAGGAGGCCUACUACACGGCCUUCAUGUUCUACACCUUCAUCCUGGGCUUUUUCCUGCCCCUCAUGGUCAUCUGCCUCUGCUACCUGUUCAUCAUCAUCAAGGUGAAGUCGUCGGGCAUUCGAGUGGGGUCAUCCAAGAGGAAGCGCUCAGAGAGGAAGGUGACGCGCAUGGUGUCCAUCGUGGUGGCCGUGUUCGUCUUCUGCUGGCUGCCGUUCUACGUCUUCAACGUCACCUCGGUGACCGGCACCAUCAGCACCACGCCCUUCCUGAGGAGCACCUUCGCGUUCGUGGUGGUUCUGGGAUACGCCAACAGCUGCGCCAACCCCAUCCUGUACGCCUUCCUGUCGGAGAACUUCAAGAAGAGUUUCCAGAACGUUCUGUGCCUCAAGAAGGUGGGGGGGCUGGACGAGGUGGACCGCAGCGACAGCCGCCAGGACAAAUCCCGCAUGAUGAACGACCCCACAGAGACCCAGAACACACUGCUCAACGGGGACCUACAGACCAGCAUCUGA